Messenger RNA from Quercus lobata, 1106 nucleotides. Its product is annotated as mediator of RNA polymerase II transcription subunit. The transcript has 3 exons. NCBI's taxonomy places the organism in Eukaryota, Viridiplantae, Streptophyta, Magnoliopsida, Fagales, Fagaceae. Gene Ontology annotation, cellular component: mediator complex. Bases 174 to 740 code for a protein of 188 amino acids. The record is from RefSeq and is a predicted model, not a curated record.
CAGGUUCGAACCCUGCUGUCGACGUUUUUACUUUUAUUUCAUUCAAUUCUCAGUUUGGGAGCUGAGAAAAAAACGCAGGAAAAUUUUUCUUUUUUUCUUUCUCAGAAAUAAGCACAAACUAUUUCUUUUUGCUCGCGAAACUUUCUCGGCAACCAAACAGAUCCUCAACUCAGAUGGAAGACAAAACAGCGACCGCGAUAACGAGCUCUAAGAGCACACAAGAGCUGGCCAUGGAUGGCCAGAAGGUUCUGGAAGAAACCAUAGAGUCCGCUUUCCAAAUCCUCACCUCCAUGAACGACGAGCUCUGCAACCCUUCCUUGUGGUGCACCUCCACUAUUUCUUCUACUACUACGAACGGUCCUUCCUCCCAAUCCUCAAACGGCGUCGUCGUAAACGGCGACUUGGCUUCUUCCGAUAAUUCCGCGCAUCACGGCGAGAGUGGCGGCGGCGGAAGUGGAGGAGCUCUCGAAGAGGCUCGGGGUCGGUAUAAGAACUCGGUGAACUCGCUCCGUACGAUUCUCGCCGCGAUUCCGAACUCGCACAAGUCGAAAGCAUUUGAAAUGGACUCAACUCCAGGCGGCCCGCUAUCCCCAGAGGCUGACAUUGAGAAGUUAGAAGAGCGAGCCUCUAAUCUAAGAAAGGAGCUUGCAAACAAGAACAACUAUCUAAAGGUUCUCAUAGAUCAGCUACGAGAUCUUAUUACUGACAUAUCUACAUGGCAAAGUCCUUGUGCUGUCUGAAGUUCAGUAUAGAUAUCUUCGUCCUAAAUAAUGGUGCUGCCUAAGAAUUGACUUAGCCCAUAUUUCCACAUGAGGUGAUGAUGCUUCCAUCCCGACUUUCUUUCUCUUUCUGUUGAACUUAGAGAUAUAUUCAUUUUUGAAGUUAAAAGGAGGAUGAUCAGGUUUCACAUAGGAAUAGGAUUAUUUCAGAGAAAUUUUGAAUGAGAAAUAGUGAAGCGAAGGAUUUUGUAUAUCCUAAUUUUGCUGUAAAGGAUUGGAUUUGAAUAGUCUAGUUUAUGCUUGGUAGUCAUUAAUGUGAUGAGAUUUUUCAUUCAAUUUAUGUACGAAAUGACUCAGCUAGAUUUUAAUGCGUAAUUUGAUGUAUAA